This is a messenger RNA of Parathielavia appendiculata, 867 nucleotides long. RefSeq lists its product as uncharacterized. The coding region runs from base 1 to 867 and encodes 288 amino acids. Gene Ontology annotation, biological process: tRNA methylation; RNA (guanine-N7)-methylation. Gene Ontology annotation, cellular component: tRNA methyltransferase complex. NCBI's taxonomy places the organism in Eukaryota, Fungi, Ascomycota, Sordariomycetes, Sordariales, Chaetomiaceae. The transcript has 2 exons. Gene Ontology annotation, molecular function: tRNA (guanine(46)-N7)-methyltransferase activity. The record is from RefSeq and is a predicted model, not a curated record.
AUGGGCGGCGACAAAAUCAGGAAAGAUAAAAGGCAAAAGCGCGAGGACUACCGCGCAGCCAUCCGGAAGGAGGGAGUGUCGGAGCUGCCAAGAAAGAAGUUUUAUCGCCAGAGGGCUCACGCCAACCCAUUUUCCGAUCAUCAGUUGAUAUACCCCCCACACCCAGACCAGAUGGACUGGUCAUCACUAUAUCCAGACUAUGUCGUCGAUGAGCCCCAAGAGCAACAAACACCAGGCCCAGAGACGCCAUCAGAUCUAGAUCUCGCACCCCUCAGGCCCAAAAGGAUAUCGAAAGAAGUCGAAGUAGCGGACAUCGGUUGCGGCUUCGGCGGUCUCUUAGUGGCGCUCGGCCCUUUAAUGCCCGACACGCUGGUCCUCGGCCUCGAGAUCCGCGUCCAGGUCACGCAGUUCGUCGAGGACCGCAUCAAGGCCCUGCGGGUGCAGGACCAGGAGGCCAAGCUCUACCGAAACGUGGGCGUGCUCCGCGCCAACACGAUGAAAUUCCUGCCCAACUUCUUCCGCAAGGGCCAGCUCUCCAAGAUCUUCAUCUGCUUCCCAGAUCCGCACUUCAAGGCGCGCAAGCACAAGCAGCGCAUCGUCUCCACCACGCUCAAUUCCGAGUACGCCUACGUGCUGCGGCCGGGCGGCGUGGUGUACACGAUCACGGAUGUGCCGGAUCUCCAUGAGUGGAUGGUGCAACACUUUGAGGCGCACCCGUCAUUUGAGCGCGUACCGGAGGAGGAACAGGAGGCGGAUACCUUGGUGAAUGUCAUGAGGACAGAGACGGAGGAGGGAAAGAAGGUCGAGAGGAAUAAGGGGCAGAAACAUGUUGCCCUUUUCAGGAGGCUUGAGGAUCCUGCUUGGUGA